AUGAGUAACAAUCAAUUAUCAUUAAGAGAGCAAUUGGAUAUUGUUGUUAAAUGGCUAGAUGAUAAUGGUGUAAAGAUAAAUCAUAAGCUGAUUGAGAUUGUAUGUCAGAAACAAUCAGUCGAUGAUGUUACCAACAAAAAUACACCUCAUGAACAAGUUGUAGAGGGUUUAGGUGUAAUUGCAUUACAAGAUUUAAAAAUUGAUCAUACUGUGGCAAUCAUUCCAAAGUCGUGUUUGCUGACACCACAUACCACAUCGAUAUCAGCAUACUUGAAGAAAUAUAAAAUAAAAGAUGCUACUGCAACCUCUAUAGCUCUACUCUACGAAGCAUCGAUUGGCAGUCAAUCAAAGUGGUAUGGAUAUAUCAAGUCUUUGCCUCUUAGUGUUGAUCUACCGAUUCUUUGGAAUGAUGCAGAUCUCAAAAAUCUAAAGGGAACAUCAAUUGAGACCGUUGUCUAUGAGAACAAGGAAACAGUUGAUGCUACCUAUAAUAAAUAUAUAAAGUCAAAGUUGAUUGCAAAUCAUCCAGAUGUAUUCAAUGAACAUGUAUUCAGUUUAGAUAACUUUAAGAGAGCCAGUUGUUUGGUAUCAUCACGUGCCUUUAACAUUGAUACUUAUCAUGGUGAUUCUAUGGUGCCUUUAGCAGAUAUUUUUAAUCAUAGAACAGGUAGAGAGAAUGUACAUAUUGAGUCAGAUGAAAACGAUGAUCUUUGUUCUAAAUGUGGAUCAUCUUCAUCUUGUAAACACAGAAAGAGAUCAAGAGAAGAUGAUCAUCAUCACCAUGGACAUAAACAUGAUGAAAAUUGUAAUCAUGAUCAUGAAGAAGAUGAGGAGGAUGAAGAAGAAGAUGAUGAUGAACAGGUUCAAGUGGAUGAUCUCGAUUAUUUAGCAAAUAUAAAAGUACCAAAAGAUUCAUUGUUUAUAAGAGUGGUUAGAGAGGUUAGUAAAGGAUGUGAAGUCUACAAUACAUAUGGAGAUCACGAUAAUUCAUUGUUGCUAAGUAAAUAUGGUUUCGUAGAGUUGGAUAAUCCAUGCGAUCUCGUUAGAGUCGAGCCAGACUUGAUCGACAGAGUACUAGAGAGUCACUCUGGAUUGGAACCGGCCGAGAUUAAAGAUCGACUUGCAUUCUACUGUCAGUUGUUCGAGGCAGAGUCGAGAGAUCACCAUGCAUUCGAAUCGAGUGGUGCCGCUGACGAUGCUUUGGUCUGCUCGAUCUACUUGGCAAUGCUCCAGACAGCACAAUACCAACAGUUGAAAAAGACAAAACUCUCAAUGAUCUACAAACAACUCGAUAAGCUCGAAGCAAAGCAAAUGGUUCGAUCCAACAAGCGUGUUGGAGAGUUCAUUAUCACUGUAAUCGAAGAGAGACUAAAGCUGUUCCCAACUACCAAUUUAGAUAUCAAACAGGAAAUAGCAAAUCUUUCAAGCAUAACCGAUCAAAGAUUAUUUAACUCAACAUCACUACAAAUUGCAGAGAAACAACUAUUGUUAAAUUCUAAAAAUGGUAAUUUAAUAUGGGUUAAAGAUUUAUAA
Messenger RNA from Heterostelium album PN500, 1533 nucleotides. RefSeq names its product SET domain-containing protein. Gene Ontology annotation, cellular component: nucleus. The transcript is spliced from 5 exons. The record is from RefSeq and is a predicted model, not a curated record. Bases 1 to 1533 code for a protein of 510 amino acids. Gene Ontology annotation, molecular function: protein-lysine N-methyltransferase activity; protein binding. Gene Ontology annotation, biological process: peptidyl-lysine monomethylation. NCBI's taxonomy places the organism in Eukaryota, Evosea, Eumycetozoa, Acytosteliales, Acytosteliaceae.